AUGCCUGAACAAAACGGACAUGCUUCACAACCUGAGCGUCGCAAGCGCAUCGUAGUCGCCAUGACAGGCGCAACCGGCGCCAUCCUCGGAAUCAAAGUUCUUAUCGCUCUACGCCGCCUGAAUAUUGAAACACACCUAGUGAUGAGCAAGUGGGCCGAGGCCACAAUUAAAUACGAAACGGAUUACCACCCUUCAAACGUCAGGGCGCUUGCAGAUUACGUUCACAAUAUGAGCGACAUGGCCGCCCCGAUCUCGAGCGGCUCCUUCAAAGCUGACGGAAUGAUUGUCGUCCCUUGCAGUAUGAAAACACUGGCUGCUAUUAAUAGCGGAUAUUGCGAUGAUUUGAUCGCGCGCACGGCAGAUGUCAUGCUUAAAGAGCGUCGUAAGCUGGUUCUUGUGGCGAGAGAAACUCCCCUCAGUGAGAUUCAUCUUCGCAAUAUGUUGGAGGUUACUCGUGCUGGGGCUAUUAUCUUCCCUCCUGUACCUGCUUAUUAUAUUCGGGCUGGCUCGGUGAAUGAAUUAGUCGAUCAAAGUGUUGGACGCAUGCUUGACUUGUUUGAUCUGGAUACGGCAGAUUUCGCACGAUGGGAAGGAUGGGGUGAUGGGAAAUAG
This is a messenger RNA of Penicillium taxi, 612 nucleotides long. RefSeq names its product UbiX family flavin prenyltransferase. The coding region runs from base 1 to 612 and encodes 203 amino acids. The transcript has a single exon. Gene Ontology annotation, molecular function: carboxy-lyase activity. NCBI's taxonomy places the organism in Eukaryota, Fungi, Ascomycota, Eurotiomycetes, Eurotiales, Aspergillaceae. The record is from RefSeq and is a predicted model, not a curated record.